UUUUUUGAACAAACAGCUGUUCUCGCAGAUUUCAAGCGACGCCACAACCACCACCACCUGCGUAAUGAGUAAUUCGUUAACAAUUGUUACAAAAUAACCAAAUCCUUGGCAAGGGCUGUUCUACAAAUUCAAACUGGAGCGAAAAGACACUGAGAAGCUAAGCUGGAGCGCAGAGACAACAAAAAAGCUGAGGCGAAGAAGACAGAACUGAAGCCAGCGAAAAAUAAAAACAAUAAGAAAGAAAAAACAUGUCGAAGGCGGUGAAUAACAUGAACAUGGCCAUUGUGGAGCCGCAGGAGCGCAUGAAAUACCUGUCCCACUGCGGCAAUCUCAUCGAUGUAGACAAAAAUAUGCCUGUCACGCGCUACUACCGCGCCGGAACGGAGAUGCUGCGCAUGGCCAACGUCUAUUUGAAUGAGGGCAACCAUGAGAACGCGUUUAUACUCUACAUGCGCUACAUGACGCUCUUCAUAGAGAAGAUACGCCAGCAUCCCGACUAUGCCAGCGUUAAGACCGAGGUGAAGGCCAUCAAUAAGACGAUUAAAGACGAGAUCAUGCCCACAACGGAAAAGCUGCGCACCAAGCUGCUGGGCCAGUAUCAGCGUGAGUAUGAGCAGUUUUUGGCCAACAAGGAGGCGGAGCGUAUGCGCGAACAGGAACGUGAGCGCCAGCAACAGCUGGCCAACAAGAAAGCAGCGGCAGCGGGCACUGUUCCUUCCCUCAUACCCGCCAAUCUGCAUGUGCAAAUAGAUCCGAGCAACCAGCCAACUGCACCAGACCUGGGUCUACUGGACCAGGUGGUCUAUCCAAACGAUUUUCCCACGGGUACCAAUCGUAACCACUUACCCAAUUCUGGUCUGCUGCUGCCCGCAGUAGCUGAUGCAGGCGCUGACAGGACAGCCAACUCGACCUCGAAACCCGGCUUUGAUCGCAGCCGUAAGCCGCAAUACAACCGCACUGAUUCGCUGCUGGCGGGCUCGCUGCGCACCGUCAAUGUACCUGGGGAUACCAUGGAAGUGUUCUUGAAGUUGGCGCGUGCCAAUACCUCCAACAACAUUGAGACUUGUGGCGUGCUGGCAGGCCAUCUGGCGCAUAACCAGCUCUAUAUUACGCAUAUUAUUACGCCGCAACAGCAUGGCACGCCGGACAGCUGCAACACGAUGCACGAGGAGCAGAUCUUUGAUGUCCAGGAUCAAAUGCAGCUCAUUACGCUCGGCUGGAUACAUACCCAUCCCAGUCAAACUGCAUUUUUGUCCUCCGUUGACUUGCAUACGCACUGCUCCUACCAGAUGAUGAUGCCCGAGGCAAUCGCCAUCGUCUGUGCGCCCAAGUACAAUACAACUGGUUUCUUUAUACUCACGCCUCAUUAUGGCCUGGACUACAUUGCACAGUGCCGGCAAACCGGCUUUCAUCCGCAUCCCAAUGAUCCGCCGCUGUUCAUGGAUGCACAGCAUAUUAAAAUGGAUGACCAGGCCAAGAUCAAAGUCAUCGAUCUGCGCAGAUAGUAUGCUGAGGUUUUAGUCUAAAGCAGCAGCCAAAAUCAACCAGCUAAUAGCACAUUGAAGCCGCGUACUUGGUCAACCCACUGGACGCAGAAGCAGCGAAUUUAACAAAUGCUAUAAGACAAAACUCAUUGAGACAACAAAAGCAGUCGCUUGCGAUUAUCGAAAUUUAUGUUGGAUCAAUCCAAAUGCAAAACAUACACACUAUAGCGACUAACGAUUUUAGGAGUACGUGAUAAACCGCGAGAUUACAAAAAAUCUACAAUUCUAUCGUAGCAAACCUACAGAAAACGACAUAUUUUGCGAGUAUGUACAGUUGUAUUUUUGCAAGAAAUUAAUCGAUGAGGCCAUUUAGAACAGAUAAAUUAGCAUUCUUUCAGCUUUUAGUUCAGGCGUGGCAAUUUAUACGCAUUUUAAGGUCUGCAAUAUGAAAAUUAAUUUAUGUGAUUUACAAUUGUGGCUUAUAUUUUUGUUAAAACUAAUUUUAUGUGUGCAUGUAUUUAUUAUGUCUGUCAAGGAAUUAUACACUCUAUACACCGCUACUAAAGCAGCUAAUGCAAAAUCUUUGAAUAAUGAUAUUUAUAUAUUUACCUAAUAUUGCUAAAAA
This is a messenger RNA of Drosophila montana, 2109 nucleotides long. Its product is annotated as STAM-binding protein-like A. Bases 249 to 1505 code for a protein of 418 amino acids. Gene Ontology annotation, molecular function: K63-linked deubiquitinase activity; protein binding; metal-dependent deubiquitinase activity. The record is from RefSeq and is a predicted model, not a curated record. NCBI's taxonomy places the organism in Eukaryota, Metazoa, Arthropoda, Insecta, Diptera, Drosophilidae. Gene Ontology annotation, cellular component: membrane; endosome. Gene Ontology annotation, biological process: protein K63-linked deubiquitination. The transcript is spliced from 5 exons.